Musa acuminata AAA Group (dessert banana) is the source of this 558-nucleotide messenger RNA. Its product is annotated as CEN-like protein 2. Lineage: Eukaryota; Viridiplantae; Streptophyta; Magnoliopsida; Zingiberales; Musaceae. Bases 31 to 558 code for a protein of 175 amino acids. The record is from RefSeq and is a predicted model, not a curated record. The transcript is spliced from 4 exons.
UGCUGCCUUCCACAUUCUCCUCCUUCCGGCAUGGCGAGGCUGUCGUCGGACCCACUGACGGUAGGGAGGGUGAUCGGAGAAGUCAUCGACUCGUUCAACCCCAGCGUGAAGAUGAUGGUGACCUACAACUCCAACAAGCUCGUCUGCAAUGGCCAUGAGUUAUUCCCCUCCGCCGUCGUCUCCAAGCCCAGAGUGGAGGUCCAAGGCGGCGAGAUGAGGUCUUUCUUCACGCUGGUGAUGACAGACCCAGACGCGCCCGGCCCCAGCGAUCCUUACCUACGGGAGCAUGUUCACUGGGUGGUGACUGAUAUCCCCGGCACGACUGAUGCGUCUUUCGGGAAGGAGGUGGUGAGCUACGAGAGCCCGCGGCCCAGCAUCGGCAUCCAUCGUUUCGUCUUCGUCCUGUUCAAGCAGAAGCGGGGGCAGUCGGUGGCCGCGGCGCCGCUAUCGAGGGACCGCUUCAGCACCCGCGGCUUCGCGCAGGAGAACGACCUCGACCUCCCCGUCGCUGCCGUCUACUUCAACGCCCAGAGGGAGACCGCCGCACGCAGGCGCUGA